AUGAAUAUUAGAAUUAAAACAUUAUUUAUUGUUGCCUGUUUGGCACUCUCAGUUGUUUCAUCAACAUCUCUGCAAAAUGAGGAUAUUGAAAACUUUAGAAAUCAAGUUAGAUUACUUCGUGCCCUUAAUGAAUAUGACGGACUCCUCACAUCGCUCCUUGGAACUGGUCUCCUCGGAAAGAAUGGUGAAUUUGCCAACAACAACAAUAACAACCUUUUCAAUGCCGAAAAUGCUGCAGAUGAAGGUCUCUUGACCUCACUCCUCGGAACUGGUCUCCUCGGAAAGAACGGUGAAUUUGGAAACAACGCCAACAGCAACUUGAAUGAAUACAGACGUCAAUUGGCCUUCCUCCAGGCUGUCAGCCAAGAAAACCUCAUUGGAUCAGUCGUUGGAACUGGUCUCCUUGCUGGUCUCCUUGGAAAGAACGCCGAUGAAGAAGCAUUCAAUGAAGGUCUCUUGACCUCACUCCUCGGAACUGGUCUCCUCGGAAAGAACGGUGAAUUUGCCAAUAACAACAAUAACAACAACAUUGAAGAGUAUCAACGUCAAUUGGCUGUUCUCCGUGCUCUCAACUCUGAAAACGGUCUCUUGUCAUCACUUCUCGGAACUGGUCUCCUCGGAAAGCUCGACAACAACAACAACAACAAUGAAGAAAAUGAUCUAGUUGAUGGUCUCUUGACUUCACUCCUCGGAACUGGGCUCCUCGGAAAGAAUGGUGAAUUUGGUAACAAUGCCAACAGCAACUUGAAUGAGUACAGACGUCAAUUGGCCUUCCUCCAAGCUGUCAGCCAAGAAAACCUCAUUGGAUCAGUCGUUGGAACUGGUCUCCUUGCUGGUCUCCUUGGAAAGAACGCUGACGAAGAAGCAUUCAACGAAGGUCUAUUGACCUCACUCCUCGGAACUGGUCUCCUCGGAAAGAAUGGUGAAUUUGCCAAUAACAACAAUAACAACAACAUUGAAGAGUAUCAACGUCAAUUGGCUGUUCUCCGUGCUCUCAGCUCUGACAAUGGUCUCUUGUCAUCACUUCUCGGAACUGGUCUCCUCGGAAAGCUCGACAACAACAACAACAACAAUGAAGAAAAUGAUCUAGUUGAUGGUCUCUUGACUUUCACUCCUCGGAACUGGUCUCCUCGGGAAAGAACGGCGAAAUUUGGAAACAACGCCAACAGCAACUUGAAUGAGUACAGACGUCAAUUGGCCUUCCUCCAAGCUGUCAGCCAAGAAAACCUCAUUGGAUCAGUCGUUGGAACUGGUCUCCUUGCUGGUCUCCUUGGAAAGAACGCCGAUGAAGAAGCAUUCAAUGAAGGUCUCUUGACCUCACUCCUCGGAACUGGUCUCCUCGGAAAGAACGGUGAAUUUGGAAACAACGCCAACAGCAACUUGAAUGAAUACAGACGUCAAUUGGCCUUCCUCCAGGCUGUCAGCCAAGAAAACCUCAUUGGAUCAGUCGUUGGAACUGGUCUCCUUGCUGGUCUCCUUGGAAAGAACGCCGAUGAAGAAGCAUUCAAUGACGGUCUCUUGACCUCACUCCUCGGAACUGGUCUCCUCGGAAAGAACGGUGAAUUUGCCAACAACAACAAUAACAACAACAACAUCGAAGAGUAUCAACGACAAUUGGCUGUUCUCCGUGCUCUCAGUGCUGAUAAUGGUCUCUUGUCAUCACUCCUCGGAACUGGUCUCCUUGGAAAGCUCGACAACAACAACAACAACAAUGAAGAAAAUGAUCUAGUUGAUGGUCUCUUGACAUCACUCUUUGGAACUGGUCUCAUUGGAAAGAAUGGUGAAUACUACAACAACAAUAAUAAUAACAACAACAACAACGCCAAUAUCAAUGAGUAUCAACGCCAAUUGGAUAUUCUCCGUGCUCUCAGUGCUGACAAUGGUCUCUUGUCGUCACUCCUCGGAACUGGUCUCCUUGGAAAGCUCGGUAACAACAAUGAAAACAACAACUUCAACGAAAACUUCAACAAUGAAUUCGAAAUCAACCAAUCCCCAGCCCUCGUCCACUAA
Cavenderia fasciculata is the source of this 2010-nucleotide messenger RNA. RefSeq lists its product as uncharacterized. Bases 1 to 2010 code for a protein of 669 amino acids. NCBI's taxonomy places the organism in Eukaryota, Evosea, Eumycetozoa, Acytosteliales, Cavenderiaceae. The record is from RefSeq and is a predicted model, not a curated record. The transcript is spliced from 2 exons.